Cottoperca gobio is the source of this 9218-nucleotide messenger RNA. Its product is annotated as C-myc promoter-binding protein-like. Gene Ontology annotation, molecular function: protein binding. NCBI's taxonomy places the organism in Eukaryota, Metazoa, Chordata, Actinopteri, Perciformes, Bovichtidae. Gene Ontology annotation, biological process: regulation of Rab protein signal transduction. Gene Ontology annotation, cellular component: ESCRT I complex; cytoplasmic vesicle. The record is from RefSeq and is a predicted model, not a curated record.
ACAAACCAAGAUGGCGGCGGAGUGGACAGCCGGCUCCGCACAGUGACUGACAGACAGACCAGAAACCUUGCGCGGUUGGACAGCUAACGGUUAAUCUCUGAGACCAAAGCAUAACAUUAAAACAACAUCCUUACAGGUCAAGUCACCGUUUUUUGGUACCGACGUUGCUAAAAUGAAACAGCACCGGUAGACGACACCGGGGGAAGUUGUGUGUGUGUGAGGACUAAUUUGAGGUCUACAAGAAGCGGGGCAGCCGGAGGGGAUGGGAGAUGAUGGAGGACAAAGGCCCUCGUGUAGCAGACUACUUUGUGGUGGCUGGUCUGACGGACCCGUCCAAGCCGUUGGACCAGGAGAUCCACUUUGAUGACGUCUGCCACAAGACGGCCAAGCCUAAGGCGCCCAUCACUGAUGUGGCCGUGGUGAUCCGGUCGAUGGGCGAGGAGGUGCCGCCAGGGUUCACUUGCGUAGAGGAAACGUCAACAGGCCAUUCAGCUGAUCUGAACAAUGGCGGCCUCAUGGUGCCCCAGAUCUUCCUGUGCUACAGGCGAGGUUGCGACAAGCCGCCACUCACUGACCUGGGCGUGCUGUAUGAGUGGAAGGAGCGGCUUAAGCAGGGCUGCCACCUCAUCCAGACCACACCCGCUGGUCGUCCGGCCAACAUCAGCGGCAACUCCUCCCAGCGUAUCUACGUCACCUACCGCCGGGCUCCCGAGAGCCAGCCGCACACCGCCCUGGCCGUCACCGACAUCUGCAUCAUCAUCCCGAGCAAGGGAGAGGCGCCCCCGCACACUUUCUGCAAGGUGGAGAAGAAUCUGAACAGCAGCAUGUGGGGCUCCUCUGUCUACCUGUGCUAUAAGAAGUCUGUGGCCAAAACCAACACAAUAGCCUACAAAGCAGGUUUAUUCAGCAGAUAUCCAGAGGAGGACUAUGAGUCAUUCCCUCUGCCAGAGUCUGUCCCUCUCUUCUGCCUUCCCAUGGGGGCCACAAUAGAGUGCUGGCCAGCCAAAACCAAAUACUCCCUCCCUGUUUUUUCCACCUUUGUCCUCACUGGAGCCUCCGGAGAGAAGGUGUACGGUGCUGCCAUUCAGUUCUACGAGCCCUUCCCGCAGGAAUGUCUGACUGAUCAGCAGCGCUCCCAGCUGGGUCUCCUGAGUCCGGAUCCACGAAACCCUCCCUCAUCCAACUGUACAGGGACAGCCAGCAGCAGCACCACUAACAGCACCACCACAACCCCACGCUUGGUCUACACCAACAAGUGUAUCUGUCUGCUUUCCCACUGGCCCUUCUUUGACGCUUUCCGCAAGUUCCUCACAUUCCUCUAUCGCUACUCCAUCUCCUGCCCUCACGCCCUGCCCAUCGAGAAGCACAUCUCUCACUUUAUGCACAAAGUUCCCUUCCCUUCCUCUCAGAGGCCUCGCAUCCUGGUGCAGCUUUCCCCUCAUGACAGCCUGAUGUUGAGCCAGCCAGUGUCUUCUCCUUUACCUCUCAGCGGUGGUCGAUUUUCCACGCUGCUCCAGAACCUUGGAGCAGAGAACGCCGUCACCUUGCUGGUGUUUGCCGUCACUGAACAUAAGAUCCUGGUCCACUCGCUACGACCCGCCGUACUGACCAGCGUCACUGAGGCUCUGGUGUCUAUGAUCUUCCCGUUCCACUGGCAGUGCCCAUAUAUUCCUCUGUGCCCCCUGACGUUGGCUGACGUGUUGAGCGCCCCCUGUCCUUUCAUCGUAGGAGUGGACUCCCGCUACUUUGAUCUUUAUGACCCCCCACCAGACGUGAGCUGCGUGGAUCUGGACACAAACACCAUCUUCCACAAUGAAGAUAAGCGAGCCCUCACGUGGAAGAUCCUGCCAAAGAAGGCCUGUAAAAACCUAAUGAAUGUGCUGAGCAAUCUCUACCAGCAACUGGUUGACGGUCACCAGCGUCCUGAUGGGCUACUGGAACUGAACAUGAGUGAUUCAUCAGAGCUGAGCUGUGGGAAGAGCCUCCACACACUGGAGCUGGAGAUCCAGGAAGCCUUCCUGCGCUUCAUGGCGGCCAUUUUGAAAGGCUACCGCUCAUUCUUACGACCCAUCACCCAGGCACCCUCUGAGAAAGCUACAGACGCCAGCUCGCUCUUUGACUUGCAAGGGUUCUUGAAGAGCCGUGACCGCUCACAUCAGAAGUUCUACUCGAUGAUGACCAAAACCCAGAUGUUCAUCCGCUUUAUUGAGGAAUGCUCCUUCGUCAGCGACAAAGACGCUAGUCUGGCCUUCUUUGACGACUGUGUGGACAAACUCUACAAUUCAGAGCGGAGUGCAGACAAAUCGGGCAAGGUGGACGGUGACAGGCCGGAGGAGACCCGGCUGAUAGAGAUUGAUGAAUCUCAGCGCAGUGAGCACACAGUCUUUAUCACACCUCCAGAGCUGCCUCCUCUGCCUGAGGGGGAGGAAUAUCCACUCUGCUACAGGUACGAUGGUUUCCCAGUGUUAAGUCUUGACCUGUUUGACCCCAUGGAGGGUCUGCGGACCCCCUCCUCCCGCCUCGCUGCCAAGCACAGCUGUCCCACCAGCCCUGCCCCCAUGUUUAGACGCACCAAGCAGGAGAUCAAAUCAGCCCAGAAGAUAGCCAAGAAGUACUCGUCCAUCCCCCAGCUUUGGUCCAAGUGCCUACUCCGUCACUGCUACGGCUUGUGGUUCAUCUGUCUGCCAGCGUACGUGAAGGUGUGCCACUCCAAGGUGCGGGCGCUUCGCACCGCCUACGACGUCCUCAGAAAGAUGCAGGCAAAGAAAUUGCAGCCCCCUGACGAGGUCUGCUACCGGGUGCUGAUGCAGCUGUGUGGACAGUAUGGCCAACCUGUCCUGGCAGUCAGGGUCCUCUUUGAGAUGAAGAAGGCCGGAGUCCACCCCAAUGCCAUCACUUACGGCUACUACAACAAGGCGGUGUUGGAGAGCACGUGGCCCUCCAGCACCAGAGGAGGAUACUUCCUGUGGAUGAAGCUAAGAAAUGUCGUUUUGGGCGUGGCCCAGUUCAAACAGGCGCUACGACGACACGCUGCCCACACACAGAGUCCUCUGUCAGAUGGCAGCGACCUGGACGCUGUGAGUCACGGCAGCCUGGAUUGCUCUGCCGACACUAACCUGGCCGAGCAGGGCCCCUACGCCACUGACUCUGCCAGAGUAGACCCCACUGACGAUAAAUCUAGCACAGGGGAUCAAUCAGAUUUGGGUUAUAACUCGCUGUCCAAGGAGGAGGUUCGGAGAGGAGACCCUAGUGCUCAGGACAUCGCCCCUGACAAAGAUGACAAGAAGGAAAGCGACUGCAGCUCCUUGUCAGAGACAGAGAGCGCCAAGGGGAGUAAAGACUACCUCCCUCAGCUGGACAUGGACGUUCAUUCCUCCUUCAAACCCUGUGGCAUUGUGCGCAGCAGCUGUCCAUAUGAUGAUUCAUCCUGUAAGCCCAAGAGCUCCGCCAGCGCAGGUCUGCUCUUCAGUUCCUCCCUGAAUGAGAUCGGUGAGGUCCGCACCAACAGUUUGAUCAGGAGACACAAGAGUACUCUGGAGGAGGUGGUGGGAAGCGCCAGCAGCGGCUCGGCUCUUGACUGGCAAGGCGUGAGAGGCCGCCGGCUGAGCGGAGACACAGUUGGCAGCAGCGGCAGUGGCACCACCGUCCUCGGCCUGGGUAUGAGCCAGGGGGAAACCGACCCUGUUAAGAUCGCAGGACACCUGGGUGCAGAUGUCAAAAUUCUCUCCGGUGCCAACUUCAGUAAGAGUAAGAGACCUCGUUCGCUGGUCCUGGGCGGAUUAGAGGGGGCGGCCGCUGCCAGAAGUCGUGAUAACAUGGAGGAGGAAGAGGAGAUGGAGGGACAGGACUCCAGUGAUGAGGACAGAAGUAAUACAGAGGCCAUUUUUGAUUUGGAGGAUCUGGAUUUGGACAAGCCUGCCACAGGGGUUGGCAUCAGCUCCAACAAAUCCAACAAAUCUCAUAAGAAACCUGUCGAACGCAGCGUCAGCUACAGUGGCAUGAGCACUGUGAUGUCCAGAGGAGUGAAGCGCACGGACAUACAGACGGGCUACGACCCUCUAUCCCUGCUGGCAGCAGAGUCACACUCUGAGCAGCAAAAUGAGGAUCAGUACCCAGAGGGGGACGAGACCAGCACGCCGAGCGCCCGUAGGCACCUGGCCAGAGAAAUCGAGCUCUACAUGAACCACAUGGGCAGCCCACUGAGCAGCCGCACACCCAGUCUGGACCUGCAGGACCCCGCCAGCCCCCUCCUCCUUCACCCCUCCUCAGUCUUUGCCCCCCGCAGAGCCAGCCUGCCCCACAGCUCCCCCCUCAGGACUUCUGGAGUGCCGCGCUCGCGCACCUUCCACCCGACCUCUCCCUCCCAGCCCAUCGCACGCCAGCGUCUGUUGUCGACGCCUUCCUGUCGCAGCUCUAGCACAACCCCCAGCGCCAGCCCUCGUCCCAGCCCCUACAGGGAGAGGACAGACAGGAUGAGCCUGGCGUCACCUUCGCCCUCCUCCUCCUCUUUCGCUCUGGACACUCUGAUCACACCGACGCUUGAUGUAUUCAAAACCAGCGUGUUCUCUGCUGGGAAGGGCGUGGCAGAGAAGGCAAGCCGCUGGUAUUCCCGCCUCGCCACGUACACAACACCUACAAAGGACGGGCACAGUGACCGCCUGAGUGUGUCCUCCCUCGGAGUUGGAGAUCCAGACUGCUCCUCCCUGCUGGAUGAGGAGGACUGUGGGGAGUCAGAGGGCUCCAUGAUCUCUCCCCAGAGGAACGGCCCCACGGGGCCCCGCAGGAGCCCCAGACGCAGCCCCCUACGCAGUAGGCUGGACAGUCCCUCUGCAGGUCCAAGCCUUGGCAGACCCACAUCUCUGCUCCCUGGAUGUGUCCUCUCGCCUCCCGGCUUCCCUCUGCCAGACAAGUCGGACCUCGGCUCUUCACGCUACACCAGCAGCACCAGCAUCUUCAACAACUACGCCAUGGAGCUGCUAAUCUCCAGCUGUUCCCGCUGUAAGACGUGCGACUGCCUCGUGUACGACGAGGAGAUCAUGGCUGGCUGGACAGCAGACGACUCCAACCUGAACACCACCUGCCCCUUCUGUGGAAAUCCCUUCCUGCCGUUCCUCAACGUGGAGAUCCGGGACAUGCGAGGACCUGGCAGGCUUUUCCUAAAGGGCAGCCCAUCGGUGGACGAGGCGAUGACCUCGUCGUACUCUGCCUCCACGGGUUUGGACACGGGGACGUCCACCUUGUCCACGCCCUGUCCCACAACAGCUGUCUUCCCUCCCUCCCCUGUGAUUGCUGUCCAGGAGUGCGCGGGGAGUGAAAGGACUCAAUCAACCAGAGCUCAAGGUAUCAACAUCCCCUCAGAACGCCUGCAGGGGGUGCUGUCACCCGGAGCGCCCAUGGCCCGCAGCGUCAGCGCCUUCGGUCCUCUGGACGAAGCACCCAGAGUGAAUUGCUGCGUGCCGACGUCAGGCAGCCUGCCCAGCCGUCUGAAUGAGACCACGGAUCCGCUGAAUAUGGAGUGGCGGCUCCACAACCCCGAGCCGGUGACUGUUCCCUACCUGAGCCCACUGGUGCUGUGGAAGGAGCUGGAGAGUCUGCUGGAGAACGAGGGCGACCCGGUGAUCACGGAGGCCGACAUGGUGGACCAUCAUCCCAUCAUCUACUGGAACCUGGUCUGGUACUUCAGACGGCUGGACCUGCCCAGCAACCUGCCCGGUCUCAUGCUCACCUCUGACCACUGCAACAGAGACUCCCAGGUCCCUCGUCACUGGAUGUCGGAGGACAGUAAACACGUGUUGAUCCAGAUCCUGUGGGACAACCUCAAGCUGCACCAGGACUCAAUCCAGCCUCUCUACAUCCUCUGGAACACUUUCAGGCUUAAUUGUACUCUGUUGUUAGAGAAUGUGGGUUACCCUCUGUCCCGGCCGGUCCCGGAGGAAGAGAAGCCGUUCAGUGAGGAGUUACUGCAGAGUGUGGUGAAGAGCAUCCAGAGGAACGACCUCAGCCGGCCGAUGGCUCAGCUGCUGCAGCUGCUGGCUCACACGCUCGGGGUCAAAAGGCAAAGGAGUUUGUACAGAGACAUCCUCUUCCUCGCCCUGGUUGCUCUGGGAAAGGACAACAUUGAUAUUGACGCCUUCGAUCGCGAGUACAAGUUGGCGUACGACCGCCUUGUGCCGAGCCUGGUGAAGCUGACCCAUAACUGUGACCGUCCUCCCAGCACGGGGGUCAUGGAGUGCCGCAGGACGUUUGGAGAGCCUUACCUGUAAAAACUCUCUCACACACACACACACACACACACACACACACACACACACACACACACACACACACACACAUACAUACACACACACACACACACACACACACACACACACACACACCAGGAUGAACUCUCCCCACCCCACAUCAUCGCUUUAAGACGAGCUCAGGAAACCUGUUGGAAGACAGUGAAUGUUUUUGAGAAAACUGUGCAGGUGAUCAUAAAGGUUCAGUGUUAUGUAGCCGCUAACAAAAAACUAAGUUUUACAGACUUCAUCUGAAGUGACUGAAGAAGGGAACGCCACUCACACUGUUCAUAAACAACUUCAUGCAGUUUCUUCCUGUGAAAAUGAUACUGUAAAUACACAGCAGUAGAGGAUUUUUUUUUAAAUUGCAACAUUUAUAUUGUAUAGUCAUAAAGCAUAUGAAGACUAAUAUUAGCAAUAUUUUAACUUGAACUCUAUUUAUACAAAGUAAGCUUUAUUUAUUGUAAUGUCUUCUUUUUGUCGGGCAUUCAGUGUUUUAUCGUUGUCGCUGGGCGUUUGUUGUCUUGCUGUUUAAACCAGAGCGAGCUGAAAACCAUGUUGCAGUAUGCAUUUAGUGUCUGCUGUAAAUGAUCACUAGGCUUUGUGUGCUUUAUGGUCGGGCAUCAAAAAAACAAAAGGUUAAAAUUAGAGCUGCAAUGAUCAGUAAAUCCACAGAAACUUAAUUAAAGGUUUUGGACUGUUGGUCGGUCAAAUUUAAGACAUCGCAGUGGGCUCUGGAGAAUUCUGAGCAGCAUUAAUUCCCAAAUGUUAAACAUUUGAAAGGAAACAAAACAAUGAAAUGCUUGAUUUAUGAAUUGACAAAAUAAUCAGCAGAUUAACCAAGUGUUGUUAGUUGCAGCCCUAAUUUAAAUGUUUAAAACCACUUUUUAAAACUGCCUUUAAAGUUAGUCCAGAUUAAUGUCCGCUGUGCUCUAAUCGAGUACAAUAGUGCUCUACGUUUUAUUUCAUUUCAAUGUAAGGUUUUCCUAAACAGUAUAUUUUUAGUUUGUUUACAAAACAGGUUUUUGAACUUUGAAAAAAAAUAUAAAUGAUAAAAUGUUGAUCAAAUAUUUAGUUAACUUCACUUGUGGAGCACUGCGCCGUAACGAAGGAAAUAUCAGUAUUACUGUCCAUCGACUUCUCACUAAACUGUCGGGAUCAAGGUGAGAGGAGAAUUUAAUGUUGGGAUAGAGAUCACUACAGUAUGAGCAGCUUGUCCUCAAUAUACAGACGCUGCUCUGAUGAAAACACAAAAUCAAAUAAGAUGUCACAGUCACUUUUCUGUCCGUGGAAACACUUUCGGGUGUUUUAACACAUUUUGACCGCCAUAUUCAAGGAUUACAGCUCUUCACAAAAGCAUUUCUUCUAAAUUCUGGUAUAUUGCAACUUGAAUCUUAUUUUUGUAGUUGUAUCCUUCAUUUCAAUUACUGUAACAUUGUUCACAACGAAGUCCGACGGGACAAGAAACAAGUUUAAUCCAGAUUAUAUAAACCACUUUAUUUGGGGGUAAAACGGAAGUCACACCUGAUUUGUUGGUAAUAUCGCAGAAGAAGUUUACCCAGACUGUUACUAAUUAUUUAGAUUUACAUAACCAGCCUGUGAAUGUUUAUUUAUGUCAUGCGUGUAUGUAUCAUAAAUCUCUUUCUGCUCCACAUCAACUGAAGGGGACAAACUCUGCAGCCAUAGUUUUUAUGAGUGUUGCACCUGAAGGGGUCGUCUGUGAUUUUAUGAUUGUCAUUGGUUUGUCAAAUAUCUGUGGAUACACAUUUGGAAGUUGAGCAGCACAGCUUUGGGAGAAUGUUUUAAUUUCCCCGCACUGUAACAUCCAGUCAUCUUUGUUUCAUGCACCAGCUUUAUCUCGGCCGUUUCAAUUUAAAACCAAAAAGCAAUUCUCAUUUCAUUGCACACAGGAACUACUAAUGAUACAGUAACAGAAGGUAGGACCAGGAGAUUGUUUUUUUUCUACUCACCGUUUGCUUUUUCAGCACAUAAAUGUUUGCUCGAGCCACAAUGAGAAGAAUGUCUAGACAUGAUCAAAACACGAUGCUGUUACCAUGCAGAUAAUCCUCCACUCUUAAGCAUCACUAAUGCACAAAUGGAACUAAAUAAAAAAAGUAAUCAGUGUCCAGACUUUCCCCCCAAACUGUUGCAAUGCAGAGUCACUGAAAUCUAGAAACGCGUUCAUAUUCUGUGUUGACAUGUCCUCAGGAGGGACAUCUGUGUAUAGUGAUGUAUAAGUGAUUUUAUUGCACAAGUGUUUAAUCAGGACUUUAAUAUUGAAAAUGCAAAACAAAAGCACGGAUCUGUAAAUGUUUACAUGCUGAGGUUUGCAAAUGUGUUGAAAGAUCUUUCUUUGUACACAUUUGCACGUGUCUACUUCUACAUUUUUAAAGCUAAAGUUCUGAUUUUUAUUGCCAUUAAAAUAAUUGAAGUGAAACAGAUAGUCUCGGGUUGUUAAAGUUUUGAAGAUAUUCUGUUGGAGAAAUAAUACCAAAUAGAUUCUGGAUAGAACUGGAUUCAAGCAGAAGAAGAACCACACAUUUCUUAUUGUUUUCAUGUGUAUGAGGAUCAAAAGUGAUGACUGUGAUGAUGGUUGAAGGAGGACCUUCGAGUUUAACCUCAUGAAGGUCUCAUGAAUGUCAACCAUGUGUGUGAUUUGUGGAAACCAAAACUGGAAUAAAGUCAGGAAGUGGCGCUGAAGUGAAGCAGGAGAGGACACGUCGACUACGAUGUCAGCAGCUGGGAAGAAAAAGCUGCCAUUCAUCUGUGGAUUUUUGUUGUGUUGAACAUUUGUACAAAAUGAAUGAUUUUGCAGAAUCUGGGCCCAUGUACAUUUUAACUCGCCCUUUGUAGAAAUCACAUUUUAUAACAUGUGGUGAAGGUUCUGUACAGCAACCCGAUCUACAGGACUGUUUAACUGUAAAUAAAAUCACAUAC